AUCUAUUGGUCACACGGUCAAGCUCAGAUUUCUCAAAAACUUCCAAGUCAUUCGUCCACAUAAUUUUUUUUUUUUGAGUAACGUGCAAAUAGUGAUAUUAAAUAAUGGAAGAAAUAGGAAUUAUUUUACCCGAUAAGGAAAUCUGUGAGAUUGAUUCGAAGCCAGUUAUUGGACAUUAUGCCGCAGGUGACGAAUUGGAUAUUGAAGAUCUCUAUACCAAGUAUAAGAAACUUCAAAGAAUGUUGGAGUUCCUUGAAGUACAAGAAGAAUAUAUUAAAGAUGAGCAGCGUAACUUGAAAAAGGAAUACCUGCACGCUCAAGAAGAAGUGAAACGUAUACAGAGUGUGCCUUUAGUUAUUGGUCAAUUCCUCGAGGCAGUUGAUCAAAAUACUGGAAUAGUUGGCUCAACAACUGGUUCGAAUUAUUAUGUGCGCAUUUUGUCGACUAUCGACCGUGAACUUUUGAAGCCCUCUGCCAGUGUUGCACUUCACAAGCACAGCAAUGCUUUGGUGGACGUUCUCCCACCUGAAGCAGAUUCCAGUAUCUCAAUGCUCCAAGCUGAUGAGAAGCCAGACAUUGCCUACAGCGACAUUGGAGGAAUGGAUAUGCAGAAGCAAGAAAUUAGGGAGGCUGUGGAAUUGCCACUCACGCAUUUUGAAUUGUACAAGCAGAUCGGUAUCGAUCCGCCCAGAGGUGUUUUGAUGUACGGACCUCCAGGAUGUGGAAAAACUAUGCUGGCUAAAGCCGUUGCUGCGCACACUACAGCUGCAUUUAUUCGCGUCGUGGGAUCGGAAUUUGUUCAGAAAUAUUUGGGCGAAGGGCCCAGAAUGGUGAGAGAUGUCUUUCGUUUAGCUAAGGAAAAUUCACCAGCUAUUAUUUUUGUUGAUGAGAUUGACGCGAUCGCGACAAAACGUUUUGAUGCACAAACUGGAGCUGAUCGAGAAGUUCAGCGUAUUCUUCUCGAAUUGCUGAAUCAAAUGGAUGGCUUCGAUCAAACCACAAACGUGAAAGUCAUCAUGGCUACAAACAGAGCCGAUACUUUGGACCCGGCAAUUUUUUCUACAAAUAAUAAGAAAGUUACCUCAUUAACGGUCAAAUCGGGUCAAUUACUGGUCAGAAUGGUCAAAACCAGAACGAGCUCCGAAAAAAUGACAGAUCACGUGAUGACAUUUGUAUCACGAUAUUUUUAUGAGUGUGAGAGAGAAAACGAAAUUUUUGUUGGUGCAGAUCAGUGA
Molecule: messenger RNA, 1235 nt
Organism: Belonocnema kinseyi
Lineage: Eukaryota; Metazoa; Arthropoda; Insecta; Hymenoptera; Cynipidae
Gene: Rpt3
Product: 26S proteasome regulatory subunit 6B-like
Exons: 7
Coding region: 105-1235 (376 amino acids)
Biological process (GO): proteasome-mediated ubiquitin-dependent protein catabolic process
Cellular component (GO): proteasome regulatory particle, base subcomplex
Molecular function (GO): ATP hydrolysis activity; ATP binding; proteasome-activating activity
Source: RefSeq, a predicted model, not a curated record